AUCAUACAAAAAUGUCACCUACCAAAGCCAGAUCGAUUGCGAAACAUUCAAGCCAAGGAAACCAAUACUCACGUUCACUAUGCGUCUUGCAGAUGCAAUCCUACUCUGCGCGGGUGCUGACCUUGCAGCUGCCCUAAAUGUUGGCCCGAACUAUCAAUAUCCCCUUGAAGAUCUGGACAAAGAUCUGCCCUUUUCCCAGCCUGUGACAUUUGCGCACUUGGAAUGGCAACGUUGUCUAGCGGAGUCACACAAUAAGCCUCUAGACAUUGCCGUUCUGGGCUUCCCUUAUGACACCUCUACUUCCUACCGUCCAGGCGCUCGCUUCGGCCCGAGAGGUAUUCGGGCUGGGUCGUCCAGGGAGAAGAAAGGGCGUAGUUACAAUACCGUGUGGGAGGUUGACCCUUACGAACAGGGGCUGGAGAUUAUCGACUGUGGAGACGUGCCCAUCACGCCAUUUGAUGCCAGCCAUGCGUUCAAGCAGAUGGAACAGGCGUAUCGACAGAUUCUCUACCAUCCGACCACCGAUCAGAAUGAAUGGGAACAUCCCCGCAUCAUCAGCCUCGGAGGUGAUCACUCUAUAGUCUUGCCAAUUCUUCGCAGUCUGAAGACCGUUUAUGGACCCAUCUCCGUCAUCCAUCUCGAUUCGCACCUUGACACAUGGGAUCCUUAUGAAGGCUACACAGGGAUCGUUUCUAACCAGUCCGCCAUUACCCAUGGAACCUUCUUCUGGCAUGCGAGCCGAGAAGGGUGCAUCAGCAAGGGCACCAGUGUUCAUGGUGGUCUGAGGACCAAGCUCUUCAGCCCGAAAGACUAUGAAAUCGACAGAGAUGUUGUCGGAUUCACCAUAAUUGAAGCCCAUGAGAUUGACGAUAUUGGCAUGAGUGGCAUCGUCAAGAAAGUCAGAGACGCAGUUGGCAAUACGCCAGUGUAUCUUUCUAUCGACAUUGAUGUCCUCGAUCCGAGCAUUGCUCCAGCUACUGGAACGCCAGAGUCAGGCGGCUGGACAACGAGAGAGUUGAAGCGAUUCCUCAAGGGUCUUGAAGGACUCAACCUGGUUGGUGCUGAUGUCGUCGAAGUCAGCCCGCCUUAUGACUCUGUGGCCGAGACAACUUCCGUCGCUGCCGCUGACUUGAUUGUCGACAUCCUGGCUGGCAUGACGAAGAAGAAGACUUUUGAUCCGCCCAGAAACGAGAAAGACGAGUUGUAGUCACCGCGUAUCAACAAGGAGAGAAACGCCAUUUACUCGCCGUAAAAUCAUUGCGACAAAGUAGAGAAACUUGGCUGCUCGAGAAAGUCGAGAAGAACCGGACUAUUGAGGCCAUGAGCUGAUGAUAUUUUUGAAAAGCCAGUCAUGUUUUUGCUCGCUCACCUCUCCCCGUUUUGGCAAGUUAUCCGUACUGCCAGGGGGCUUGCUGACGGUGCUUAUGGCGAUUUACGUAACCUCGUCAUCCCCCCUGCUCCCUCAAUUCAGUAAAAUAUGAGGAUGCUUGAAAGUCUGCAACUCAUUACCAUCAGCCCUGUUGAAAAACUACUAUUCUAGGACAAGGGAAAUCAACAUCUGGGGAAGAGAAGAUCAUCCAAACUUUGAAAAGAAGCAUAAAUGUGCCUGGGGCUGAACUCCCUAGAAGAUUGCUGCAACAUCACCGAAAAUCCGUUGUAAUGGGCUAAUCCAGAACGGUCUUCAGUGGGGUUGACAAGGCCUUGAGGUCGUAUUUUGUAAUUAAUACCCACCUUGAAGAAAA
Colletotrichum scovillei is the source of this 1742-nucleotide messenger RNA. RefSeq names its product agmatinase. Bases 80 to 1207 code for a protein of 375 amino acids. Gene Ontology annotation, molecular function: metal ion binding; agmatinase activity. Lineage: Eukaryota; Fungi; Ascomycota; Sordariomycetes; Glomerellales; Glomerellaceae. The transcript has 8 exons. The record is from RefSeq and is a predicted model, not a curated record.